UGAAGCCUGCGGACUGUACUCCUUGUCGUCGCUGCUGAAACGGAGAUGACGGGCAGCCGCCGAACCACACACCGUCUUUGGCGUGCAGACAGACACCCAGGGCACGCAGAGGAGCCAGCGACCCUGCUCGCCCAGACCCUUCCCUGUCGGCUGUCCAGCCAAGAAGAAGAGAAUUGUGUGUCCCGGACUAGCUAGCCCCCUAACUACACGCGACACUUCUCCUGGACCCAGCCGGCGAGCUUCCACGCCGCCGAUCCGCCCCCUGUGAACGCGGCGCAAGGGCCGGGCCGGGGGAUGCGGGUAGGGGAAUCUGGCUCCACGAAGCUCAGAACCUAGUCCAGCGUAACAGAACCCCGCACUCCUCUGCGUGCUGCUUUGCAUCUCAUUUACAUACGAUUGAGAAGAGCCCCGGGAGUUCUCCAGUCCUUCAGCCUCAGUAUCCUAAAGACGGUAGAAGGAAAGUGCAUCCGCACCACCCUACACCCGCAAUGCCAGCCUCUCGUCUGUGAUCCUUCAAGAUCAGCAUCAAAUCCCAUUGGCAGCCCAGGCGCGCCUGGAUGAGAGGGUUUACCAGCCCCUGCCAGCUAGCUAUGGAUGGAUGAAAGGAGAUUUCUCUAACCUUCCAUUCUGUGACCACCUUCUCUUCUACCAUGGAGAAAGCCUCGUUGCCUCUGACUAUAACAUCUCACCCAAGGCCCUUUAACCAACAACUCCCAGAGCCUCCAGCCCCGAGAUGUGUCUUGGAACCCCAGGACAGCCUCGACUUGGCCCCUGCCCUUGUGUGUGCCCUUUGCUGCUGCUUUGGAAUCAUCUACUGCUGCUUUGGCUACCGCUGCUUCAAGGCAGUGAUGUUUCUCUCCGGUCUGCUGUCAGGAGCCCUGGUGAUCUUCCUCCUGUGCCAUAAAGAGCGGGUGCUAGAGACACAGCUGAGCCUGGAGGUGAGCGCAGGCAUCGCGCUGGGCAUCGGACUCCUCUGCGGCCUGGUCACCAUGCUGGUCCGCAGUGUCGGGCUCUUUCUGACCGGUCUCCUGCUAGGUCUGACCCUGGGUGCUGGAACCUUACUGGGCACUGAACCCGUCUACCAGCCACAUUCAGCCUGGGUGCCAGUCGGCGGACUAAUGGGACUGGCACUGCUGGGAGCCCUGCUCACACUUCGGUGGCCACGUCCAUUCACAGUCCUGGGCACAGCACUGCUAGGUGCUGCGGUGCUGGUGGCCUGUGCUGACUACUUCCUGGAAGGACUGGCACUGGGCACUAGGCUGGGUGAACGCCUGCAGGCACUUCCAGAGUUGCCUCCUCUCUGCUGGUAUAGCUGGGUCUUGCUGGGAACCUGGCCAGUCUUGGGGGCUCUUGGGACACUGGCCCAGUGGAAACUCAUGGCUGAGGAACAAGGGAGCCACACCAAUGUGAUCUUGAGCCACCAGCGAAGGCAUCUCCAGCUCCUUCGGAUCCAUCAGCAAGAAGCUAAGAGACAUCGGAACUCUUCUGGGACAGGACUGUGUGGAGGCAGCUACCGGAGCCAGCUUCCCCCCAAUAUCCGGAGUCCAGCUCCAAGUUAUCUGCAGAGUCUUCGUGAGUGUGAGCUGGCACCAUGCACCCAGGCCACGGGCCCCCACUGUCCUGGACCUGGAUUCUGAUUGCAGCUCCACUGUCCUGCUUACCACGCCUCACUCUGACCAGACCUGAGCCUGACCUCCUGACAUGGGUACCCCGGGUGAGGGCAGGAGACUGCUAAGUGGAUAGGGCCUGAGCCCAUCGAACCCAUACAGAUUUCCCUACCUCUUAGACUUGGGAAUAGGUUCUGUGCCCAGACCAACCCUUUUAGAGACAGGCGGAGAAAAUUCUUAUAAAGAUGGGGGGCGGGGGGGGAGACAAAGUGCAAGCACCUACCUCCGUCCAGUAGUAGGGGUGCCCUGGUCUCUAAAGACACUGAUCUGAAACAAGGAGGUGUGCCCAAAAUAGCUUUUUAUUAAUUUCUGUAAUGCUGAGGUGGAACCCAGAGCGUUGCCCAUAUUAGGCAAGUGUUCUGAACUACAACCCAUUCCCAAAUACCUGGGUUUUUGUGUUUUUUGUUUUUUGUU
Mus pahari (shrew mouse) is the source of this 2081-nucleotide messenger RNA. RefSeq names its product transmembrane protein 198-like. The transcript is spliced from 6 exons. The record is from RefSeq and is a predicted model, not a curated record. Gene Ontology annotation, cellular component: vesicle membrane; plasma membrane. NCBI's taxonomy places the organism in Eukaryota, Metazoa, Chordata, Mammalia, Rodentia, Muridae. Bases 651 to 1637 code for a protein of 328 amino acids.